This is a messenger RNA of Entrophospora sp. SA101, 222 nucleotides long. The record is from the annotation of a GenBank genome assembly. NCBI's taxonomy places the organism in Eukaryota, Fungi, Glomeromycota, Glomeromycetes, Entrophosporales, Entrophosporaceae.
AUGAGAAUAGUUGAAGACAAGAUUGAAGCAAAGUUGGGAGAACAAGACUCAAUUGCUAAUUUUAUUAAGAAAUUGCAACAAGUAUUAUCUAAAAUCUCAACUUUAGUUGCAGAUAUUAUUGUUAGAAGUUGGAAUGAAUUGAUAAUGAAAUUGUUAGAUAUUACAUGUAAUAAUUAUUCCACAGGGAACUGUGGAAUAACUGAUUUAUACCGUGUAGAUUGA